ACCGGCCGCGCUCCUCCGGCGGCCAGGGCGAGGCUGGCACCGGGCCCGCGCAGGCCGGGCCAGGGGUGCCGGGCCGUCUCCGGGGCGGGGACCCGGGCGUGGAAGGCGCUCCAGUUGCGCGGCCCUCGGCGCGCUGUGGAGGGCGCCCUCCGCGGCGGGCAGUGCGCCAGGGACCGGCCUCCGCUGCCGCGGGGCACGCGAAGGCUACACUUUCCCUUCGGCCCCCCUCGUUUCCUCCCGCGCGGCGGCAGCGGAGAUUUCCUCUCGGGGAAACUGCGCGGAUCCUUCCCAGGGCUCCUGGCCCCGCCCCGGUUCUCCGCCCCCUCCCCUUUGCUGGGCAGCCGGUGCUGGCCCGCGCCGGGAAGGAGGCUCUGGCAGCCGAGGCUGGGGAGUGGCGGGGGGCGGCGAAGCCGGCUGGCCACCAACUCGCCCCGCCAUGUGACGCUGUUCUCCGCCCAGCGACCCCCCGCGCGCCCCGGGCCCGCGCCCGCGCUUCGCAGCGCCGCGCACCAUGCUGCUGCCGGGACACGCGCGCCCGCCUCCCGCGCCUCAGCCCGCGCAGCAUCCCGGCCUCCGCAGGCAGGUAGAGCCGCCGGGGCAGCUCCUGCGCCUCUUCUACUGCACUGUCCUGGUCUGCUCCAAAGAGAUCGCAGCGCUCACCGACUUCUCGGGUUACCUAACCAAACUCCUGCAAAACCACACCGCCUAUGCCUGUGACGGGGACCAUUUGACUCUCCAGUGCCCUCGGCAUUCUACGAUAAGUGUCCAGUCGGCAUUUUAUGGGCAAGAUCAGCAAAUAUGUAGUGCCCAGCAGCCUGCCUCCCAGAGGGAAGACCGCUUAACCUGUAUGGCACCCACCACAUUGCAGAAGGUGCUGGACGAAUGCCAGAACCAGCGGGCCUGCCACCUCCUGGUCAAUAGCCGUGUUUUUGGACCUGACCUUUGUCCAGGAAGCAGUAAAUACCUCCUGGUCUCCUUUAAAUGCCAACCUAAUGAAUUAAAGAACAAAACCGUGUGUGAAGACCAGGAGCUGACGCUGCACUGCCACCCCUCCAAGCUGCUCAACAUCUACUCUGCGGCCUACGGCAGGAGGACCCAGGAGAGGGAUGUCUGCGCCCCGGAAGCAGAGCAGCUCCCCCCCUUUGACUGCUUGUCUUACUCGGCUUUGCAAGUAUUAUCCAGGAGGUGCUAUGGGAAGCAGAGAUGCAAAAUCAUUGUCAACAACCACCAUUUCGGAAGCCCCUGUCUGCCAGGAGUAAAAAAAUACCUCACCGUCACCUACGCCUGUGUUCCCAAGAACAUACUCACAGCGAUUGAUCCAGGCGUUGCUAACCUAAAACCUUCUUUGAAGCAGAAAGAUGGUGAAUAUGGUAUAAACUUUGACCCAAGCAACUCGAGAGUUCUGAGGAAAGACGGAGUUAUUGUUAGCAACUCUCUGGCAGCAUUUGCUUACAUUAGAGCCCACCCCGAGAGAGCUGCCCUGCUGUUCGUGUCCAGUGUCUGCGUCGGGCUGGUGCUCACAUUGUGUGCCUUGGUCAUCAGAGUGUCCUGUACCAAGGACUUCCAGGAGCUGCAGCUGGCGAGGGAGCACCUGAUGCCAGGAAGUGACAAGGCUGAGGAGGACAGUGAGGAUGAAGAAGGGGAGGAGGACUCCUCUGACUCCGAUUUUCCAGGGGAACUGUCGGGGUUUUGUAGGACUUCGUAUCCCGUCUACAGUUCCGUAGAGGCUGCAGAGCUAGCAGAAAGGAUUGAGCGCAGGGAGCAAAUCAUCCAGGAAAUAUGGAUGAACAGUGGUUUGGACACUUCACUCCCCAGAAACAUGGGCCAGUUCUACUGAAAACCCGCUGCAUCUCGAUGCGACCACACUUUCUGAAGAGGGAAGGAUCCAAAAUGCUCCUUCGGUCCUGUUUCACUCGUACCUUCUAUGAAGGAGAAGUUGUCGUGUCAUUCAAUACUGGUGAAGCCAGAAAGCUAUCAAAGGGACAUUUCAAACUGUUUACACAUUUCAAAAUAAAUGAGGA
Molecule: messenger RNA, 2021 nt
Organism: Equus quagga
Lineage: Eukaryota; Metazoa; Chordata; Mammalia; Perissodactyla; Equidae
Product: protein eva-1 homolog C
Exons: 8
Coding region: 512-1837 (441 amino acids)
Cellular component (GO): extracellular region
Molecular function (GO): carbohydrate binding; heparin binding
Source: RefSeq, a predicted model, not a curated record